CGGCGUCUCACAGCAGUGACAGAUCGGCGCGGGAGCGCGCAGAGCACAUAACUGGAAAUGGCGCAGCAGACUGGUUUCGGCCGCCGGUACGUGAGGGCAUUCGUGAGCGGCUUCUUCGUUGCCGUGCCGGUAACCGUGACCGUCUUGGACAGGCUGGCCUACGUGGCUCGAGUGGAAGGAGCUUCCAUGCAGCCUUCCCUGAACCCUGAGGGAGGCACGUCGUCCGACGUGGUUCUUUUGAACCGCUGGAGUGUACGAAACUACCGCGUGCAGCGUGGAGACAUCGUGUCUGUUCUGUCCCCUAAGAACCCCCAGCAGAAGAUCAUAAAGAGGGUAAUUGCCUUGGAGGGAGACCUCAUCAGGACAAUGGGGUACAAAAACCGUUACGUGAAGGUGCCAGACGGUCACUUUUGGAUCGAAGGCGAUCACCACGGGCACAGCCUUGACAGCAACAGCUUCGGCCCACCCGAGCAGAAGAGAAAAAGCUCCCUGGCAGUAGCGAGAUACAGACGGUGCGGAGCGAGCGGGGGACGGGUCUCCCUGGUGGGAGGUGUGACAAGGUCUCACUUGGUUUGGUCCACGCGAAGGCGUCCCACAUUAUCUGGCCGCCACACCGCUGGCAGAGAAUCAUUCCCCGCCUUCCCUCCGACCGCGCUCCGCUGCUCAGCCUGAACGAAGACUCCGAGGAAGAGCAGGACGAGUGAGGCCGAGCGUCGCGCCUACGCGUAAACGCUAGUGACCGUGCGCCAGGUUCUGCUCGUAUGCGGGAGAGAGCCGUUACCAAGGUAGUCCACGGGUGGGUACUCACGCUCUUGCCCUUGGAGAACUGCAGGGGGCGCUGCGUUUUCUUGGUUGGCACUUAAUCGAGCAAUGAGAGCGGGUGAUUGUGCUGCUUGCUUGCCUAGCCUGGUUUCUCGGACCAGAACUGGGCGUUGAAUUUGAAGUGUAAACCCAAACCAACCGGACCCUGUAGCUCUACUGGCGCAAGAGUGAAUACCCCUAAUUUAGCCUAUGAAAUGAUAGAAAUGUUCCUGUAUAUGUAUAUAUUUUUUCUUGUAAACACAGUUUCCGCAUUGUAAAUUUUUGUUGAAAAUUGGUAUAAAAUGUAUUGAAA
Messenger RNA from Anguilla anguilla (European eel), 1114 nucleotides. It is a transcript of the gene immp2l, whose product is annotated as inner mitochondrial membrane peptidase subunit 2. NCBI's taxonomy places the organism in Eukaryota, Metazoa, Chordata, Actinopteri, Anguilliformes, Anguillidae. The record is from RefSeq and is a predicted model, not a curated record. Bases 58 to 672 code for a protein of 204 amino acids. The transcript has 7 exons. Gene Ontology annotation, molecular function: serine-type endopeptidase activity. Gene Ontology annotation, cellular component: membrane; mitochondrial inner membrane peptidase complex. Gene Ontology annotation, biological process: mitochondrial respiratory chain complex assembly.